This is a messenger RNA of Pteropus alecto (black flying fox), 7239 nucleotides long. It is a transcript of the gene ADCY9, whose product is annotated as adenylate cyclase 9. The transcript is spliced from 11 exons. Gene Ontology annotation, biological process: intracellular signal transduction; cyclic nucleotide biosynthetic process; adenylate cyclase-activating G protein-coupled receptor signaling pathway. The record is from RefSeq and is a predicted model, not a curated record. NCBI's taxonomy places the organism in Eukaryota, Metazoa, Chordata, Mammalia, Chiroptera, Pteropodidae. The coding region runs from base 116 to 4177 and encodes 1353 amino acids. Gene Ontology annotation, molecular function: adenylate cyclase activity.
UGUCAGAGCAGCGGGCGGCGUGAGAGUGCUCGGGGCUGGACUCCCCUCAGCCACCGCGGCAGGCACAGCAGGUACCGGUGACCCCGGCUGGGGAAGGCUCCGAGCGCGCGGCAACAUGGCUUCCCCGCCCCACCAGCAGCUGCUGCAGCACCACAGCACCGAGGUGAGUUGUGACUCCAGCGGAGACAGCAACAGCGUGAGGGUCAAAAUCAACCCCAAGCAGCUAUCGUCCAUCAGCCACCCCAAACACUGCAAGUACAGCAUCUCUUCCAGCUGUAGCAGCUCCGGCGACUCAGGCGGGGUUCCCCGGAGAGUGGGCGCUGGAGGCCGCCUGCGCAGGCAGAAGAAACUGCCCCAGCUGUUCGAGAGGGCCUCCAGCCGGUGGUGGGACCCCAAAUUCGACUCGGUGAACCUGGAGGAGGCUUGCCUUGAGCGCUGCUUCCCGCAGACCCAGCGCCGCUUCCGGUACGCUCUCUUCUACAUUGGCUUCGCCUGCCUGCUCUGGAGCAUCUAUUUUGGGGUCCACAUGAGAUCCAAACUGAUUGUCAUGGCAGUCCCUGCUCUGUGCUUCCUCGUGGUGUGUGUGGGCUUUUUCCUGUUUACCUUCACCAAACUGUAUGCCCGACAUUACGUGGGGACCUCGCUGGUUCUCACCCUCCUGGUAUUCGCCCUGACCCUGGCUGCCCAGUUUCAGGUUCUGACGCCUCUCUCAGGACGUGUUGACAGCUCCAAUCAUACUCUCACAGCCAAGCCCACAGACACUUGCUUAUCUCAAGUGGGGAGCUUUUCCAUGUGCAUCGAAGUGCUCUUUUUGCUCUACACCGUCAUGCACUUACCUUUGUACUUGAGCUUGUUUUUGGGAGUGUCUUAUUCUGUUCUUUUUGAGACCUUUGGCUAUCAUUUCCAAGGUGAAGACUGCUUCCCCUCACCUGAAACAGGGCCUCCGCACUGGGAGCUGUUGAGCCGAGCCCUGCUCCACGUCUGUAUUCAUGCCAUUGGGAUCCACCUAUUCAUCAUGUCCCAGGUGAGAUCCAGGAGCACCUUUCUCAAGGUAGGACAGUCCAUUAUGCAUGGAAAGGAUCUGGAAGUGGAAAAAGCCCUGAAAGAAAGGAUGAUUCAUUCUGUGAUGCCAAGAAUCAUAGCUGAUGACUUGAUGAAACAGGGGGAUGAGGAGAGCGAGAAUUCUGUGAAAAGGCACGCCACCUCCAGCCCCAAGAACAGGAAGAAAAAAUCUUCCAUACAGAAAGCCCCUAUAGCAUUCCGCCCGUUUAAGAUGCAGCAGAUUGAAGAGGUCAGUAUUUUAUUUGCAGACAUCGUAGGCUUCACUAAGAUGAGUGCCAACAAGUCUGCUCAUGCCCUGGUGGGUCUCCUCAAUGAUCUGUUCGGUCGCUUCGACCGGUUGUGUGAAGAGACCAAGUGUGAGAAAAUCAGCACCCUGGGAGACUGCUACUACUGCGUGGCAGGGUGCCCUGAGCCCCGGGCCGACCAUGCCUACUGCUGCAUCGAAAUGGGCUUGGGCAUGAUAAGAGCCAUCGAGCACUUCUGCCAGGAGAAGAAAGAGAUGGUGAACAUGCGUGUUGGGGUUCACACAGGGACUGUCUUGUGCGGCAUCUUGGGCAUGAGGAGGUUCAAAUUCGAUGUGUGGUCCAAUGAUGUGAACCUGGCCAAUCUCAUGGAGCAGCUGGGAGUGGCUGGCAAGGUUCACAUUUCUGAGGCCACUGCAAAAUACCUAGAUGAUCGGUACGAAAUGGAAGAUGGGAGAGUUACUGAACGCCUCGGCCAGAGCGUUGUUGUUGACCAGUUGAAAGGUUUGAAGACAUACCUGAUAGCGGGUCAGAGAGCGAAGGAGUCUCAUUGCAGCUGUUCAGAGGCCUUGCUUUCGGGCUUUGAGGUCAUUGACGGCUCACGGGUGUCCUCAGGCCCUAGGGGACAGGGGACAGCAUCGCCAGGGAGUGUCAGUGACUUGGCGCAGACUGUCAAAACCUUUGAUAAUCUUAAGACCUGCCCUUCGUGCGGAAUCACUUUUGCUCCCAAAUCGGAAGGUGGCACAGGAGGAGGAGCAGUGCAAAACGGCUGUCAGGAGGAGCAUAAAAAUAACACCAAGGCUUCUGGAGGACCUAAUUCUAAAACGCAAAACGGACUUCUGAGCCCACCCCAAGAGGAGAAGCUCACCAAUAGCCAGACCUCCCUGUGUGAGAUUCUACAGGAAAAGGGAAGGUGGGCAGGUGUCAGCUUGGACCAGUCUGCUCUCCUUCCACUGAGGUUCAAGAACAUCCGGGAGAAAACAGAUGCCCACUUUGUCGAUGUUAUCAAAGAAGACAGCCUGAUGAAAGAUUAUUUUUUUAAGCCACCCAUUAAUCAGUUCAGCUUGAACUUCUUGGAUCAGGAGCUUGAGCAAGCCUACAGGACCAGUUAUCAAGAAGAGGUUAUGAAGAAUUCCCCUGUGAAGACUUUUGCCAGUGCCACCUUCAGCUCCCUCUUGGAUGUGUUUCUGUCAACAACAGUGUUUCUGAUUCUCUCCAUCACCUGCUUCCUGAAGUACAGGGCUGCCACCACGCCUCCCCCGCCUGCCGCACUGGCAGUCUUCGGUGCCGCCCUGCUGCUGGAGGUGCUGUCCCUCGUGGUGUCUGUCAGGAUGGUAUUUUUCCUGGAGGAUGUGAUGGCUUGUACCAAGCACCUGCUGGAGUGGAUAGCCGGCUGGCUCCCACGCCACUUCAUUGGGGCCAUCCUGGUGUCUCUCCCCGCUCUCGCGGUUUAUUCACAUGUCACUUCGGAAUUUGAGACAAACAUACAUUUCACAGUGUUCACGGGCUCAGCCAUCCUGAUCGCCGUUGUGCACUACUGUAACUUCUGCCAGCUCAGCUCCUGGAUGCGGUCCUCCUUAGCUACUGUCGUCGGGGCUGGGCCCCUCCUUCUGCUCUACAUCUCCCUGUGCCCGGACAGUUCUAUACUAGAGUCACACCUUGAUGCAGUACAGAAUUUCAGUUCCGAGAGGAAUCCCUGCAAUAGUUCAUUGCCACAUGACAGCAGGAGACCAGCCAGCCUGAUUGGCCAGGAGGUGAUUCUUGUCUUCUUUCUCCUACUCUUGUUGGUCUGGUUCCUGAAUCGAGAAUUCGAAGUCAGCUACCGCCUUCACUACCACGGGGACGUGGAGGCGGACCUUCACCGCACCAAAAUCCAGAGCAUGAGGGACCAAGCCGACUGGCUGCUGAGGAACAUCAUCCCCUACCAUGUGGCUGAACAGCUGAAGGUUUCUCAGACCUACUCCAAGAACCAUGACAGCGGGGGAGUCAUCUUUGCCAGCAUUGUCAACUUCAGCGAGUUCUACGAGGAAAACUACGAGGGGGGCAAGGAGUGCUACCGGGUCCUCAACGAGCUGAUCGGGGACUUCGAUGAGCUCCUGAGCAAGCCAGACUACAGCAGCAUUGAGAAGAUCAAGACCAUCGGGGCCACGUACAUGGCCGCAUCAGGGCUGAACGCCACACAGUGCCAGGACGGCAGCCACCCGCAGGAGCACCUGCAGAUCUUGUUUGAGUUUGCCAAGGAGAUGAUGCGCGUGGUGGACGAUUUCAACAACAACAUGUUGUGGUUCAACUUCAAGCUCAGAGUCGGCUUCAACCAUGGGCCCCUGACAGCAGGGGUCAUCGGAACCACCAAGCUACUAUAUGACAUCUGGGGAGACACCGUCAACAUCGCCAGCAGGAUGGACACCACGGGGGUGGAGUGCCGCAUCCAGGUGAGUGAAGAGAGCUACCGCGUCCUCAGCAAGAUGGGCUACGACUUUGACUACAGGGGCACGGUGAACGUCAAAGGCAAAGGUCAGAUGAAGACCUACCUUUACCCAAAGUGCACGGACAAUGGGGUCGUGCCGCAGCACCAGCUGUCCAUCUCCCCAGACAUCCGAGUCCAGGUGGACGGCAGCAUCGGACGGUCUCCCACGGACGAGAUUGCCAACCUGGUGCCUUCCGUACAGAACUCGGACAAGACGUCUCUGGGUUCUGAGAAUAACACGCAAGCCAAGGACUGUCACCUGUCUUCAAAGAGACCCUGGAAAGAGCCUGUCAAAGCCGAAGAAAGGUGUCGAUUUGGCAAAGCCAUAGAGAAAAGCGACUGUGAAGAAAUGGGGAUGGAAGAAGCCAAUGAACUCACCAAGCUCAAUGUCUCAAAGAGUGUGUGACGCAGCGUCUGAACGCUGCUCGCUGCGGUGCUCUGUUCGUCGAAAUACAAUAAUAUUUGUCUUGGCUGUUGUGCGUUCCAAGCACCACAGUUUCCGUCCCUGGACGUGGUGUCAUGUGGUCAUCGCAGCCCUAACUUCUGUGUGGAUCACAGUUAUUCAGGGUUCACUUCCAUCCAUUUCUUUCCUUUUUCUCCCCCUGGAACCUUCUCCCCUUGGUAUAACCGUUCAGCAGCAUGGAGAACAAGUGCCUUCAGGGCUGGCAUGGCUUCGGAGUCUAGGGACAGAGGCCGCAGGUGGAGAUUGUGGCAUUGGUGGUGUUGGACUUUAAAACAAAAGCUGUGGUUAAGAUAUCAUUUUUAUUGCUUUUUCUCACAAGACACUUUUUCUUUUUUUUUUUUUUUGCUAAUACAAUGUUUUUGAGGUUUGUUUUUUUCUAUAUACAUAAUAGUGUUUUCCAGUGACCUGAGCUUUCUAUGUAAACAUAUACACGCACACACACUUGCAUUUAUGAAUCUGAGAUUAAGUGCCAGUAACUCCCUGAGAGGAGGUGUCGGGGGAGGGGGUGUGGGCUGAGAACAGCAGUCAGCCGGCAACCAGGAUGGCCCAGCACCCCUCCCUCCCUGCGGCUUCCGGAGCACCUGGGCCCUUGUGGGCUGUGGGUGCCCCGCUCCCCACACCUCCACACACAGGCCAGAAUUCCAGAUGCUAACCGAUAGCCAAGUUUGUGAACCCAGGCCUCAGGUAUUUAAAAGCUCUUUUCGUUCUGCCCCCAUGGUGAGAGGUCUUCCAGCUGAGAGUGAAGGUGUUUGUCUUGGAGGCCGACUCAUCUGAGGGGGAAAUGAAAAUAAAUGGCCGAGGGUUGCAUUUAUUUAUUUAUUUAUUUAUCAGGAAACGUGUGUGUUUCAGGGAAGGGGCGCCAGGUCAGUCUGGUGAAGGGAAAUAGGCUCGGGGGUGCCGCAGAGGGCACACAGCAGAAGAUGAGAACAUAUUUGUUAGUGCUUUAGCCACUUUGGGUCACCUCCCCCACAAGAGGCCAAGCAGGACCCUACGGAGCACUGCCAGCUCUCAGGGUCCGAGAAGCUCUCCACCACCGUUUUUUAAAUGAACACCGCUUCUUCUGCCCUGCGUGCCACCGUGGGAAUCGGAUUAGAACCCACCCGGCUGGGUGUGAAGCAGAAGGUCCAGGCAGAGCUAAAGGGUGGCAGGUAGUGCCGGCUCGGUCCUGGCCGCCACACAUUCGAGAAGUGUCUCCAUCACUCCCAUUCUCAGCAUGCACAGGGCCUGUCUGUGACAGAAUCGGGCCUGGUGAGUGAAUGCCAGCCCUCUUUAGAUGGAGUUCUUGCACUGUAUGUGGGGACAGAAUCAUCUGGAUGCAAAUGAGGUGUUGAACCAGGGGUAGUAUGGGAACCCUAGGAAACUCACUUCUGUGCUACUUGUUGCCAAUCCUGCUUAUAAUUACGUUUUGCCACGUGGAGUCUGAAGUUUAUGUAGAACUGGACUCAGGCUAGAGUUGCCCUGUCUAAAUAGUAAUUUUUAAGAUGACACUGACAUACAGCUCAUGGGAUAAUUCAAGGACUAGCUCCUUCUCUGAUUAAGGUCUUCACCGAUGUGCCCUGUGCAUUCGCUUUUGACUGGUAAACCUGUGUGUAACUUUCACAUCUGCGUUAAGUCCCGCUAUCACUCCUCCUUAAAUACAGAAUCUGCCACUUCUGGCAUCACAAAACAUUGAUUCUGAUCAGCCAUCUCCCCAGGGGACAUGCAUGGGAUGACCACCCAGCUGUGCAGCCAUAGCCAGGAUCUCGACAGCCUGGGGAAUUGAGAGCAUUCUCAGUAACUAAGAUUUUUCUUCAGGUUUUACUGUCACUUCGUUGUUCUUCCAAUGCCGGAAAAAGGAUAGUUGUGACAAUACCUCUUGCUUCUAAAGAAUGUAUUCUUAUACUGCAGAAUUUUUAUUUUUUCUUAAAAACACUACCUGAUGCUCUCCUUGUCCGUAGGGAUUGUGGGUGCAUUCGGGGUUUCUUCCAUCAGUAUUAAGGCGUGUGUUUUGAGUGUGGCCCUGUCCCUUUGCCUUCUUGCCCCAGGCUCUAGCUUCGGUGGGACCUGAGGGGCUGGGCAGUUGCCUAUGAGUUACCGAUGUCUCUCUCUGCUCUUCUGCUCAGAACGUGUUCUACAAAGCUCAUCUCUGCACACACUUCCUCCCUGUCAAACUCUUUUUAUUUUUCCUUCCCUGCCUAAAAAGGUGUUUAGGAUUCCUGACCCUGGGAACCCAAGAAGCUGCAAACCGCAGGGAGAGAAUCAUACCAUCUGGUGGUCUGGUUCAGCAUUGUGCAAACUGGAGCCUUUGACAGACGGCUCACCUAGAGUUCAAAGUUGUCUUUACAAAAUGUCCUGAGCCUUCCUAAAUAACCAGUCCAGAUGUGCUCUCUGGUCCUUCCCAGUUCCCCGCUCUGAAGUAUACCUCAACGCAGAACCGCAGAAUCUCUGCAACGGAAAUGCUGUGCGUCUCAUCCGAUUGGUGUUGAACAGAUAGUUGCCGAAGACAGAUGGGUUUCUAAGCAGCGGGUUCAAGCGCUGCUGAUGCGACGGAUGCAUUCUUCAGAGUGGCAAUACCUCUUCUGAACUUAGGGCAGGAAGCAAUACUUCAGAAUUGAAUGUGUGUAAAUAGUUGCUUUGAGUUGCAAUUGCUAUUUUCUUGGCCCCAGGUCAGAUCAAAUUAUAUAUAUGUACAAACAAGCACAUAAUUUUAUCCAAUGCAAACAAAUGUAGAGCAUCAGUUAUGAAACCCUUAAGUAGCUUGAAGAGUCGCACAGAUUAUGCAACACCUGCACACGACUCCAUUAACACUGACUUCACUUGUGGAGACGACACCUGCACAUUUGCACAUGACAUUGAGAGCCAAAGGGCCGCGUGCUUCCCAUUACAUGGGCUGUAAUAAUUUGUAGUUUCCAAAGAUCUGUCUGCGUUUGCAUUUUUAGAAUUCUGAGGAAAGCAUUUUUUGGUUGGUUGUUACGGAAAAAAUCACAUCAUGCCUAGAAUCUGAAAUUAAAUUAGCAAGAACCAAC